This is a messenger RNA of Sorex araneus (European shrew), 2121 nucleotides long. RefSeq names its product solute carrier family 22 member 18 (gene SLC67A1). The record is from RefSeq and is a predicted model, not a curated record. Lineage: Eukaryota; Metazoa; Chordata; Mammalia; Eulipotyphla; Soricidae. Gene Ontology annotation, biological process: transmembrane transport. The transcript has 11 exons. Bases 426 to 1772 code for a protein of 448 amino acids. Gene Ontology annotation, molecular function: transmembrane transporter activity.
CGGGCCUGGGAAGCUGCGGGCCUGGGAAGCUGCGGGCGUGUCCGGCGGGUCGCCCGGCCGACCCCAGCGUGCAGGCGGGCACCCGAGUCACUGGCCAGGCGGACCUGGCCCGCUUGUCCUGAUUUCCGGGCUGCCCCUCCCGCCCCCGACGGUGCCUUAGUGGGGGGGCGCGGCCCGAAGGGGGCCCGGAGGCUGGACUGUCCCCCAGCCCCAAGUGCGGAGUCCAGAAUGACCCCCUAGCGGGGGGACCCGGUGGCCCCUCGCGGGCGGUGCAGUGAGCGGCCGCCGUCUCCCCGGCUGCAGGUGUUUAGGCCCGGCCCCGCCUCCCGCGGGCGACGCAGUACUCUACUCCCGCGGACUUUGGCCCCUGCACCUUGCACCCUGCACCAGCUCCGGCCUCCCGCUGUCCGGCCACGCUGCCCACCAUGCAGGGCCCCCGCGGGGGCACGGGCGUCAGGGGCCGGCCCUGGCUCGUCCUGCUCGCCUAUGCGCUGGCCACCGUGGAGCUCACCUGUCUCUUCAUGCAGUUCUCGGUGGUGCCUUACCUGUCCCGGAGUCUGGGCCUGGACCCCGUGGCCUUCGGCUACCUGCAGACCACCUUUGGGGUCCUCCAGCUGCUGGGCGGGCCCGUGUUCGGCAGGUUCGCAGACCAGCGCGGGGCUCGUGCCGCCUUCACGCUGUCCUUCCUGGCGUCCACCGCGCUCUACCUGCUCCUGGCGGCCGCCUGCAGCCCGGCCCUGCCCGGCGUGGUCCUGCUCUUCGCCUCCCGCCUGCCCGCCGCCUUCAUGCACACGCUGCCAGCCGCCCAGAUGGUCAUCACGGACCUGACUGCGCCUGAGGAGCGGCCUGCGGCCCUGGGCCGGCUGGGCCUGUGCUUCGGGGUCGGCGUCAUCCUGGGCUCGCUGCUGGGCGGGACCCUGAGUACCACGUACGGGGUCCAGUGUCCGGUCUGGGUGGCCUUGCUGGCCAACGUGCUGGGAGCCGCCCUCAGCGUCAGCUGCGUCCCGGUCAGCACCAAGGAGGCCGGCCCUCAUGUCCGGGGGGCCCCCCCAGGGGGACCCAAGGCCAGCGUGUUUGACCUGAAGGCCAUCAGCCGCCUGCUCCUGCUUCCCGGGGUGCGCCCCCUCUUCCUGGUCAAGGUCCUGUCCGGCUUCCCCUCAGGCCUCUUCAUGAUCAUGUUCUCCGUCAUCACCAUGGACUUCUUCCAGCUGGAGGCCGCCCAGUACGGCUACCUCAUGUCCUUCUUCGGGGCUCUCCAGAUGGUCAUCCAGGGCCUGGUCAUCGGGCGGCUGAGCCAGCGCUUCUCGGAGGUGGCGCUGCUGAGGGCCAGCGUGCUGGUCUUCUGUGCGGUGGGCCUGGCCAUGGCGCUGAUGUCCAGCAUCACCCACUUGUGCCUCCUGAUGCCCGGCAUGGUCUUCAGCCUGUGUGCCCUCAACGUGGUGACCGACAGCCUGCUGACCCAGGCCGUCUCGGCCAUGGACACGGGGACCAUGCUGGGCCUCUGCGCCUCUGUCCAGCCGCUGACCCGCACCCUGGGCCCGACUCUGGGGGGCCUCCUCUACCGGACCUGGGGGGUCCCCGUCUUCGGCUAUGUGCAGUUUGCUGUCAACGCCCUGGUCCUGCUGGUGCUCUGGACGCGGCCGCUGCCCCUGAAGCUGUCCUCUUCCCGCCCGCUCAUGAGACAGGCUUCCAGCUACGGAGCAAUCUUCCUGACCCUUCUAUCUACGGUCCUUGGGUGCCGGCCCCGUGUGAAGUUAUUCUGUACUCCGUAAAUGAGUGCAGUCCCUCUAUGUCUGUCUGUCUGUCCCUCUCUUCCUGACUCAUUUCACAUAGCAUGAUACUCUCCAUGUCUACCCACUUAUAAGCAAAUUUCAUGACUUCAUCUCUCCUAACAGCUGCAUAGUACUCCACUGUGGCACCUCCUUGCCAGGUCCCCUCAGUGGAAGAGCGGGGUCGGGGCCUGUAUGUCACCCUCACCGGGGCUGAGGCGGGUGGCCGGGCACAUGCUGAGCAGGACACAAACAGGGGCCGGUAGCGCCCCAGGUGACAGUUGCAGCCGCUGCCUGGACUCCUGAGACACCACUCACAUGCCCUGGGCACUGCCCGGUGGGCCAGCCAGGC